Molecule: messenger RNA, 451 nt
Organism: Helianthus annuus (common sunflower)
Lineage: Eukaryota; Viridiplantae; Streptophyta; Magnoliopsida; Asterales; Asteraceae
Exons: 1
Coding region: 27-380 (117 amino acids)
Source: RefSeq, a predicted model, not a curated record
AAAAAAAAACUUCUCUUACGUAAGACAUGGGAGAUCAAGGAUCAGGAGAAGAGUGGAGAAAGAUGGCAGACACCCACAAAAUGAGUCCGGAAGAAGUCAAAAAACUAGGGGUGGAGUCAUCCAAGAGACCCCCUGGCCACAACCCUGGUGGCGUCCUACACCAACGCCGUAGUUUGCCGUUCAACGCCACCACCAUGACCGUUGUCGGCUUCCUUAUGGCUGCCGGCAUCGGUUACGCGGUUUUGUACACCAAGAAAAAGCCGGAGGCCACCGCACUUGAUGUUGCCAAAGUUGCUACAGGAGUCGCGGACGCGUCUAACACGCAUCCGCGAGGCGGUGGUGGAACUACGCCACCGGAAGAUACUAGUCCGCGGAAGUAAUUUUGUUGCAUGUUAUUCUCAUGACUCAUGUUUUGUAUUGUUUCUCUUAUCUUAACUGUUUUUUUGAAAUA